AUGUACCCACGGGCAUGGCGAACAGCGAGACUGGUCCUGCUACGAAAGGAGGGUCGUCCGCUAGAUUCGCCGUCCGCAUACAGGCCGAUAUGCCUGCUGGACGAGGUGGGCAAGCUCCUGGAAAGGAUAAUUGCAGCGCGUCUAGAGGCUCAUAUGGAGCGACGAGAGCCUGGGUGGCACGACAGCCAGUACGGGUUCCGCCGAGGACGCUCGACAGUGGACGCGGUGAGACGGGUAUGCUCUAAGGUGGAGGAUAUGGUCUCCCAGGAAGGAGUGGCGAUAGCGGUCUCACUAGACAUAACUAACGCCUUCAACUCCAUCCCAUGGGCAAGAAUCUUAGAAGCCCUGAACUACUACGAGAUACCGGAGUACCUCGUAAGGGUUAUUAGGGCAUACCUCUGCGACAGGUGGAUCAUAUACAACACCAAGGAUGGGGAAACGAGGAAACCGGUCGAGUGCGGUGUACCGCAGGGGAGACUCGGACUGAGCGUGUCACCAACCAAAUCGGAAGCCCUGGGGUUCUUCGACCGGCGACGAAGAGAACCACCACCAACCGGACUGUCCAUCAAUAUCAACGGAGAGGAAGUGCCGGUGGGACACCAGAUGAGGUACCUGGGUCUCAUCAUCGACAGCCAGUGGACCUUCGAGCCGCACAUUGAACAACUGGUCCCAAGGGUGACUGCCGCGGCCAACGCCCUAUGCGGCCUACUGCCGAACGUGGGUGGAGCGGGAGUGGGCGUUCGCCGACUACAUGAUGGAGAGCCGGCGCAGCCGGCUACUACUAAGGAGGCUACAAAGGACGACCGCCAUCCGCACAGCAAGAAGCUACAGGACGGUGUCAUACGCGACGACGACCGUGCUGGCCGCGUCCCCCCCUUCGAGCUGCAAGCCCUCGCACUUCGAAGGGUAUACGACAAAAGGAAGAUCUCACGCCUGGACGGGCGCGCAACGACGCCACCACCCGACAACAGACCACCGUCGAGUGCACGGGAAGAAGCCAAACGGGAGACAUGGGAGCGAUGGCGCUCUCAACUGGUCGAGGAAGACACUACACGGCAACACCGGGCUGUUCGCGCCGUGCUCCCCAACUGGGAAGCAUGGAGAGAACAAGGCGGGGUACCGCUGACAUUCCGUAUGACACAGAUGCUCACAGGUCACAGAGUGUUCGGUGAGUACCUACUACGGAUCCGGCGGGAGGUGACCUCCAUAUGUCACCAAUGCGAGGAAGAGGAGGAUACGGUACAACACACGUGGGAGCGAUGCCCGGCAUGGGCAGACCAGCGCCGCGUCCUGCAACUCGACAUCGGCGAGAGCGUAGCCCCAGAAGCGAUCGUGAAGGCCAUGUUGAGAGGGCACCAGGAAUACACCGCCGUCCGCUCCUUCUGCGAGCAAGUGAUGCUAGCAAAAGAGCGGGCGGAGAGAGAAAGGAAAAGGAAACGCGACCCAAUUGGUUUCAAAUUUAUUCGAUAUAAUACUGAUAGUGGCAACAACACCGAGAGAGAUGGUUCAGAAUUAGUUGCGAGCGAUGUAGCCACGUACCCGUCUAACAAGCACGCCAGCAUUUCUGACAAGAAACGCCAUCAUCAUCAUCAUCAUCACCACGGUAACUCUACGCCCGAGUGGAGGCAGUCUCAGUCUCAUCACAGAUACUAA
Bombus pascuorum is the source of this 1653-nucleotide messenger RNA. RefSeq lists its product as uncharacterized. The transcript has 4 exons. NCBI's taxonomy places the organism in Eukaryota, Metazoa, Arthropoda, Insecta, Hymenoptera, Apidae. Bases 1 to 1653 code for a protein of 550 amino acids. The record is from RefSeq and is a predicted model, not a curated record.